AUGGAAGACUCCCGCCGACGUCAGCUUCAUAGCUGUGAUCAAUGUCGCAAGGGCAAAAGAGGCUGUGAUGCGCCUAAAGACCGACAGAAAAAUGCAUUCAGUUCUUGUUCGAACUGCACACGAUGGAAAAAAGAGUGCACAUUCAAUUGGGUCUCCUCAAAACACCUCGACUCGAGAGGCAAUCGAAAACGAAUAAAGUCACACACUAUAAGCGCAGCUAUCAUAACUCCUAAUAACGAACCUCUCGACAAUGUACUCCUCCCUUCCCAAACACAUCCCAAAACGCAUCCUGUCAAUAUCGGGGACUUCCUUCCCUCCCCUGAAACAUCAGAUUACGCCUCCUCCUUGUCCCCUCCGCAGCCAGAAACUCACUUUCUCGAGUCAUACCAAGUCCACAAUUCAAGUACUGGCCAGCCUCAACCAAUCCCUUGGACAACGAAAAUUCCAUAUAAUUUGCAAUAUAAUAACUCAAACACACAUGGACCUCCAGACUACUCCAUCGAAUCCGAUGUCCAUGCCGAAACUUUUGGGUUGUCACCAAGUUCUAUCGAUAGCACGUACGGCUUGUUACCAUAUGAAUAUUCAUCCACCCCCUAUCUCAUAUCAACAGUUCCAGCGUGGAAACAGAGUCUACACAAACAUCCACCAGAAUCUGCACAAGACCAGCCCCCAACCCCGGACCUACAAUGGAAUAUUUGCUUCGCUUCCGAAAACACAGCUAAUCAAAACGCUCGGGCGAUGAUGUCACGUAACCUGAUCCGCAUAUAUCACGACAGCAUGGAGAAUGCUUUGUCAUGUUGGUUGACAGAGCACAACUGUCCAUACAGUGACCCACCUAGUCAAGUGUUUCCUUAUCGAAAAAUGAAAGAAUGGGGCCCGAGUUGGUCAAACAGAAUGUGUAUUCAGGUCUGUCGGUUGGAUCGUGUAUCCUCUUCAAUACGCGGCAGAGCGUUAAGCGCAGAUGAAGAUACAAAAGCGGCUCGAGCGCUUCAUCUAGCCAUUAUGUCGUUUGCAUCGCAGUGGACGCAACAUGCACAAAGAGGAACCGGCGCGUCAGUGCCCUCGGAAAUUGAUCAUGAUGAGAGAUCAAUCCGAGAGAAAGUUUGGAACGAAGCACGCCACGCUUUGGAACAUUCUGGUAGCAUUCCUUCUUUUCGUAUCGCCUUCGCCAAUAUUAUUUUCUCGUUGACUCAAAGUCCGCUAGACAAAAGUCAAGAAGUGACUUUGGGAGAGCUUUUGGAGAACGAUCGUGCGCCAAUAUUUUUGGAAACUGCCAAUCGCCAACUUUUCACUUUCCGGCACAAGUUCGCAAGACUGCAGCGUGAGGCAGCCCCUAAAGUGAGAGAACUUGGGAGGGGGUCGAUAGACCCGACGACGGGGAACAUUCUGGAAAUGCCACCGUCGUCGGAGCAUCCGCGACUCGAUCCGCUUCUGACUAGCCAAGAACACCGGACUACGCUAGAUCUCAUGUUUUGGCUAGGUGUUAUGUUUGAUACCCUGAGCGCUGCUAUGUAUCAGCGGCCUUUAGUAGUUUCGGAUGAGGAUAGUCAGAUUCCAUCGGUCUCGCCGCGAAUAGCGGAGCCCCGAGCUCAGAUUGGUUUAGAUCACUGGGAUAUCCCUAGAAGCAAAACACGCGGGAAACGAGAUGUGUGGGGUGAUUUCUUUCUGUCUUCUUCAAUACAACGCCAGGGAUCGGGCCAGCUCCAGCCGAGAUGGCCAUGUUCUUACGAAGAAGCUGCAUCCGUACUUUCCGAGGCGACUCCUGUCAAAGUGCUGCUCUAUCGUCGAAUCACACAGCUGCAAACCCUGGUCUAUCGAGGCGCAAGUCCCGAUCAGAUUGAAAAUGUCAUCCAAAAAUCCCUCCUUGUCUGCCAGCACUGGGAUUCUACAUACCAAAAUUUCAUGCUUGACUGCGUCACCAAUCAUGAGCUCCUUCCUUCUCGCAUACAGUCAUGGUACGUCAUCCUCGACGGCCACUGGCACCUCGCUACGAUGCUUUUCGCAGAUGUGCUAGAGAGCAUUGACAAAUCCCAGCUUGGAUCCGACACUGCGCGUGAGGUUCGGCAGGUUACGCACUUGGUUGCCACGCUUAGGACGAACAAUGCGUUGGCAGUUGCCGGACUUGCCCGGGCUUCGAUACAAGGUCAGGACUCGUUCAUGGCCCCUCAUUUCCACGAUUCUCUCAGUGAAGUGGCCUUCUUGGUUGAACCGUGGACGGCCGUGCUCAUCCAUUCUUUUGCCAAGGCGGGGUCUAUCUUGGUAGAAAGUUUGGAUAUUUCGUAUAAAAAUGGGUACACCGAGUGCUUACGGCAGAAUUGUGAGUUCUUGAUUCGUGCGCUUCAAUAUCUCGGAAGAAAGUCUGAUAUGGCUUUCCUGGUGGCGAGGAGUUUGUCAAGGUCUUUAGAAGCGAAGCUUGUCUAA
Penicillium vulpinum is the source of this 2421-nucleotide messenger RNA. RefSeq names its product Zn(II)2Cys6 transcription factor domain-containing protein. The record is from RefSeq and is a predicted model, not a curated record. The transcript has 2 exons. Gene Ontology annotation, biological process: regulation of DNA-templated transcription. The coding region runs from base 1 to 2421 and encodes 806 amino acids. NCBI's taxonomy places the organism in Eukaryota, Fungi, Ascomycota, Eurotiomycetes, Eurotiales, Aspergillaceae. Gene Ontology annotation, molecular function: DNA-binding transcription factor activity, RNA polymerase II-specific; zinc ion binding.